GCCAAAACCUAACGUAACAACAUGGCUGCUCGAAAGAAGAAGCAGGAAGUAGACGUUUCAGCUCCCUCUGCUUAGAAAAGAUGGAGCAAACAAGCGAGCCACGUCAAAAAACAUUUACUUGCCAGUUGUGUGGUUUAAGUAGCCCUUUUACUUACUACGGCCAGAAACCACCAAACACCAGAGCCAUUGUGUUGCUUGAGGAGUGUUUUGUGACCCAGGACCCCUUCAGUCCGGACAAGGAGAAGUUUCUUGUGUUGGGGUCUACCUGCAGCAUGUGUAGCCUGUGUGUCUGUGUUGGAUCGGACUGCAGUCUUUUCUACACCAAGAGGUUCUGCAUGCAGUGUGUGAACAAACACUUGGAGCAGUUCCCUCAUCAGAUCCAGGCCGAGCUGGCCAAGAAGAAGCAGAGCUCUAAGGCUGCCGUCUCCUGACAUCGGACUACAGGUCCAUAACAUGCUCACCAAUAGAAGAAUAUAAGGGUCCCAAAUGUGCCACGGUGCUUUACAAGAACAAGAAAAAAUCUUCAACUGCACACUGUAGUUUAUUGAGGUUAAGCUUUUUAUUUGAUGGAAAAUGAACACCUCACAUUAGAAAAAUACUAGUCUAUGCUUGUGUCCAGUAAAGUUAGGCUGCUGUAUUAGCCUUCAGGGGCUUAUUUGUUUAUUAGUUUCUAGAGGGUUUUAUAGAAUCAAGCAUUGGGUGUGACUAGGUUUGCCGGACCCCUGAUGGAUUGUGGUUGCAGACUCCAAAUCAAAAAUCAGCCCCGCUGGUUUGCAGGCUAUUAAAAAUGACUCCUAGUUCAAAAAUCUGAUGACAUGUACUGGUUGUGCAUAGUUGCCCUGCAGUGGCGUAAACUUUUCUACAUGAAAAGUUUAAUAUAUUGCUACCUUACACUCAUUACAAACUGUUAUUAUUUUACACUAUUAUUUUAAUUAUACGACUCAAAAGAAGUAAUAGCAUUUCCAAAGACAAGUUUCUGUGCAGUUUUAAAAACAGAUUCAUGUCUGCUCUUGCGAUGUAGGAAAAUUAAUUUGUGUACAAUUUCCUCUUGAACUUGAUGAAUUAUGCCUGUUUUGCAAUGUUUUAAUGCCCCCUUUUUAUCGAGAGAAGACAUUUUUAUGACUUCAGGAACAUGUGGCAACAUUUAAACGACUAACUAUCUAUUUAGUGUGUGGACAUGACGCAUCUUUACGAGUGCAUCUCUGCAUCCACAAAGAGUGCACUGUUGACUUCCAUGGAGUCGAAAAUGUUUUCCUGUCUUAUCUCAAACUAUAAAAACGGUAUGUAGUGA
Molecule: messenger RNA, 1291 nt
Organism: Gymnodraco acuticeps
Lineage: Eukaryota; Metazoa; Chordata; Actinopteri; Perciformes; Bathydraconidae
Gene: cdpf1
Product: cysteine rich DPF motif domain containing 1
Exons: 3
Coding region: 81-431 (116 amino acids)
Source: RefSeq, a predicted model, not a curated record